Molecule: messenger RNA, 1178 nt
Organism: Uranotaenia lowii
Lineage: Eukaryota; Metazoa; Arthropoda; Insecta; Diptera; Culicidae
Exons: 1
Coding region: 228-1178 (316 amino acids)
Biological process (GO): sensory perception of smell
Molecular function (GO): odorant binding
Source: RefSeq, a predicted model, not a curated record
CAUCAACUGUAUUCUCGUCUUAGAAAGUGCGCCGGUCUUACAGACUUCCUCUACCAGUCCUCGUCUUGUGAAAGAAGUCGUGUGUUCUAGCUUACGUGCCUCCAGCCUAAAUCUAGCGCAGUGCCACCGUUCCGGGGAAAGUAUCGUAUAAAAGUCUGUUUGUUUACUACUGAAUUAUGCAUUAGCACAACAAACACAGCAGCUAACUAACUAAACACGACUCGAAGAUGACAAACCGUUACCUGUCUCUGAUAUCAAUGGUGGUUCUAGUUUUUGCUCCCUCUUGGAUGGGUGGCGUUCAGGGGUCGAUUACGGCGUACUACAAGGCGGCCUCCGAUUGUGUGAAGUUCUUGGGAAUUUGUGAGUCUAGGUUGGACCAGUACAACCAGUUUAGUUUCCCCCCGGAUCGGGAUACGAUGUGCUUUGUGCGAUGUGUUGGGCUGGUCUUUGAUGUCUGGAACGAUCAGAAUGGAACCAACUGGUGUGGAUUGGAGUACAAAUUGGACCCAUUGAGUGAGCAGCAAACCAAACAGUGCAUCCAGCAUAAGAUGGCCAUCAUCGACCCUUUGGAUGUUUGUGCUAGGGCUUACUACUCGUUGCGGUGCUUCCGGGGGCACAUUAGGGACAUCUUGGCCGGUCAUUCGACGAUGUCCUACGAUCAUCAUGCUCUGGCACCUUUCGGGGAUUCUGCUCCUGCAGCUGGUCAUGUGUCGAGCUCUUGUGGAUGCAGCAGUUGCACCAGUGGAACAGGAACCUGUACCGGAAGUUUCACUCCUCUUCCGGUUUGUCAGCUGAUUGAUGCCCUGGACACUUGCAUCGGUAUCUGCGGAUUCCAGUCGCUGAACUUCUGCUCAGAUGAUGGUGAAAUCUUCCCGGAUUGCCCGGCUGCUCACUGUACCAUCCAAUGUGCCCUCAAAAGGACCAAAGUCUACAGCGAUCAGAAGGGCAUUUUGGUGGACAACCUGUACACCCAGCUGGGUCGUUGUGAAACUUACGAAUCGUUCCGAGGACGUCUGGAGAACUGCUUCCGUCGCAGGAGACAACCUCCGGGAACUUGCGCCGAAGCUGUGGCCUUCCGCCAGUAUUUUACCUGUGUCCAGCCGGAUUACGCUCGAUUCUUUGCCGGAAACUACGCCGAACUAGCCAAUGUCCAGAGCUUUAAGAAGUACUGUUACUAG